GGUCACACCGGUCCGAAAACACAACCCCCCGCUCACCCCCCUUUCGAAUACUUGAUGGAAAAAAGUCUCAUCUGAAGCAAGGAUUCGCGCAAGGAUAGCGCCAAAAAAGGCAACUGAUAAUUGAUCCAACCCUCGGCGGCGGUCAGUGCGAGUGCACAGAGUAUCCGCAAACCCGUGGGCACGCAGUCCAAUCCCGGCAAGCGGCAAAAUCCGGAUAGAGCAGGGGCAAAAGCGAAACGAGCGUCGAAUACAGAACUUCGCAGGCAGGGGGCAGCAGGAUGUGGGACUCGUCCAUGUUUCUCAGCACGCUGACGCCCAAGUUCUACGUGGCGCUGACUGGUACCUCCAGCCUUAUCUCGGGCCUGAUCCUGAUCUUCGAGUGGUGGUACUUUCGCAAGUAUGGGACUUCGUUUAUAGAGCAAGUCUCCAUCAACCACAUCAGUCCCUGGAUCAACGGCAGCGAUGGCCAGUCGGAGUCGAGCAAUGGCAGCGGCAGCAGCAGCAGCAGUGGCUCCAGCAGCAGCAGCAAUGGCGGAGCAGGGGGUGGAGGAUCAGGAGGAGCAGGUGCAUCGGCCGGUGGCAGUGCCACCACCAGUACGGGCACCCAAAUGCCCGAGUGCAAGGUCUGGCGCAAUCCCCUCAAUCUGUUUCGCGGCGCCGAGUACCAGCGCUUCUUCUGGGCCACCAGCAAGGAGCCGUUGACGUACUACGACAUGAAUCUGAGUGCCCAGGACCAUCAGACCUUCUUCACCUGCGAGGGCGAUGCCCGCAAGGAGGAGUACGAGAUCAUGCAGACGGCUUGGCGUGAACGCAAUCCCAUGCAACGGAUCAAGUCCGCCCACAGUGCGCUGGAAAUCAAUGCGGAAUGUGCGCCAGCUUACAUACUCCUGGCCGAAGAGGAGGCCAUGACCAUUAUGGAGGCGGAGAAGAUCCUGAAGACGGCAUUAAAGGUGGCCGAGAUCAACUACCGCAAGUCGCAGGCCACACAGCACCAGGGCGCCAUAGCGGAUGGGAUGCAUCGACGGGACACCAAUGUGCUGAUCUACAUCAAGCGACGGCUGGCCAUGUGCGCCCGCAAGCUGGGCAAACUAAAGGAGGCGGCCAAGAUGUUUCGCGAUCUUACCAAGGAGAUACCAUCGAUCAUGAGUGUGCUGAACAUACACGAGAACCUGAUCGAGACGCUGCUGGAGAUGCAGGCCUAUGCCGAUUGCCAUGCCAUUCUGGCCAAGUACGACGACAUCUCGUUGCCCAAGUCGGCGACCAUUUGCUAUACGGCCGCUCUGCUGAAGGCGCGUGCCGUGGCCGAUAAGUUCUCGCCGGACAUAGCCUCCAAGCGAGGCCUCAGUCCCGCGGAGAUGAGCGCCGUGGAGGCCAUCCAUCGGGCGGUGGAGUUCAAUCCGCAUGUGCCCAAGUAUCUGCUGGAGACAAAGCGGCUGAUCCUGCCGCCGGAGCACAUUUUGAAGCGCGGCGACUCGGAGGCCCUGGCCUAUGCGUUCUUCCAUCUGAAGCACUGGAAACAGGUGGAGGGGGCCCUCAAUCUGUUGCACUGCACCUGGGAGGGCACGUUUCGCAUGCUGCCGUAUCCGCUGGAGCGCGGCCAUCUCUUCUAUCCAUAUCCCACGUGCACCGAGUGCGCCGAUCGUGAGUUGCUGCCGGCAUUCCACGAGGUGUCCGUUUAUCCCAAAAAGGAGCUGCCCUUCUUCAUUCUGUUCACGGCGGGACUGUGCUCCAUAACCGCCCUGCUGGCCCUGGCCACCCAUCAGUAUCCGGAGCCGAUGGGCCAUUUGGCACAGACCGUACUUACCUGGAUCUCGUAUCCGUUUCAGUUGCUCAAGGAGCGCAUCGAGGCGUUCUGGCCGUGCAAUCUGCUGCAGCAGUUGUCGCGCGUCUAAGCUGGUGGACACAUGCUCCUCCACUUUCCAUCCUCGAAUGACGUCACACACACUCACACAAAUCAAGAAACACCACACACACUCACACUCACACGCAUCCAUUUCCAUCUGGUUGAGAAACACCAGCGGGCAACAUGCCCCGAAACCACUCAAAACACAAACCCUUAAUACAUAACGCAUAUAUAUAUAUAUAUAUAAAUACAUAUAUAUAUUUUGGAUCUUAAUAUGUCUGUGUUGUCUUCGUGAAAUAAACAAAUAAACAUAAACAAAGCAAAAGAAAAGAAACGAAAAGAAAGCAAACACGCACACAACUAAAUAGUUCCAGCUUCCAAGUGAUCCGGAUGAACGAAACGAAUUUGCAGCAGCCACGCAAGAGGAAACUAAAUUAUUCUUAAGUUUUAUUAUUAUUUUAAUUAUUGUAAACAAGAACGAGAAGCGAGUAAACUAAAAUGCAGAAAUUA
This is a messenger RNA of Drosophila elegans, 2353 nucleotides long. Its product is annotated as protein ST7 homolog. Lineage: Eukaryota; Metazoa; Arthropoda; Insecta; Diptera; Drosophilidae. Bases 279 to 1892 code for a protein of 537 amino acids. The record is from RefSeq and is a predicted model, not a curated record. The transcript has 2 exons.